This is a messenger RNA of Camponotus floridanus (Florida carpenter ant), 2894 nucleotides long. RefSeq lists its product as uncharacterized. The transcript has 15 exons. The coding region runs from base 9 to 2894 and encodes 961 amino acids. NCBI's taxonomy places the organism in Eukaryota, Metazoa, Arthropoda, Insecta, Hymenoptera, Formicidae. Gene Ontology annotation, cellular component: plasma membrane. Gene Ontology annotation, biological process: sensory perception of smell; detection of chemical stimulus involved in sensory perception of smell. Gene Ontology annotation, molecular function: odorant binding; olfactory receptor activity. The record is from RefSeq and is a predicted model, not a curated record.
GAAAAAGAAUGAGUAUUCUCACGUUUACAUUUCAAAUUCUUAUUAUUUGCGGGUGUUGGCCACCGAAUUCAUGGACAUCACGAUACAAACGUAUUAUGUAUGCUGUAUAUACAGUUUGUAUAGUUCUGUUAAUAAGUACAUUUAUGUUGUCACAAUUAAUGGAUAUAAUUCUGAGUGUCAACAAUACCGACGAUUUUGCCGAGAAUUUUUAUAUGACGCUUACCUCGAUCGUAUGUUGCUACAAGAUGUUCAGUUUAUUGAGAAAUCGCAGCAAUAUUGCGAUGCUGAUUGAUAUUUUGAUGAAGAAACCAUGUCUGCCCAUCGAACUUGAUGAAAUAGAAAUUCGACAGAAAUUCGACAGACUUAUACAGAAAAACACACUAUAUUACGCAACUUUAGUUGAAUUGACAUGCGCGUUUGCAUUAGUAACAUCAUUCUUUAGAGAUUACAGAAAGGAUAAAUUACCUUUCAGAGCAUGGUUACCAUUCAACUAUUCUUCACCGAUGUUAUUUGAAAUCGCUUAUGUGCAUCAGUCAAUAAGUUUGACGGCUGGAUCGGUCCUCCAGAUUGCCUGCGACAGUUUAAUUUGCGGAUUAUUGAUGCAUAUUUGUUCUCAAAUAGAGAUAUUCGAAUGUCAUCUGAGAAAAAUCGUAAAUAAUUCGCAUUUUCUUCGUGAAUGCAUCAUGCAGCACACAUGCAUCUCUAAAUUCGCGUUUAUGGUAAACAAAAAGUUUAGAUCGAUCAUUACUGUUCAAUUUGUAGUGAGUAUGUUGGUAGUGUGUUUUAAUCUAUAUCAAAUGACACAGAUGACCAUAAAUGCGAAAUCUAUUCAAAUAAUGUUAUAUAUGUGUUGCAUGCUGACACAAAUCUCUAUUUACUGCUGGUAUGGAAAUGAAGUCAAGCUUAAGAGUCAACAACUAAUCUAUAACGUGUUCGAAAUGGAAUGGCUUACUUUGGAUCAUAACGUGCAAAAGAGUUUGUUAAUAAUUAUGACACGUAGUAUGAUACCUAUUGAAUUCACCAGUGCUUAUGUUAUCUCUAUGAAUCUUGAAUCAUUUGUCACUUUGCUCAAGACAUCGUAUUCUGCUUAUAAUAUACUUCAACAGAUGCAGAAUUGUACGUUUACACUAUCGCAAUUUCUGGAUCUAAUCCUAAUCGUGGACAAUCCGGAUGACUUUACCGACAAUUUCUACAUGCUUCUUGCCAUGAUUAUUUCCUGUUUUAAAAUGUCUAGCUUGUUAGUAAAUCGCGACAAUAUUGCGAUGCUAACAGACGUUCUUAUGAAAAAACCGUGUAUACCAAUCGAACCAGAUGAGAUAGAAAUUCGACGAAAAUUCGAUAAACUUAUCGAGUUUGCCUUUAUGAUGAAUAAGAAAUUUAGAUUGACCAUUACCUUUCAGUUUAUAGUAAGUACAAUGGUAGUGUGCGUUACUUUAUAUCAACUGACCAAGACAAAUGCGAAUAUAAUUCAAUUAGGAUUGUACAUGUCAUCAAUGCUGACACAAAUCUUUUUGUAUUGUUGGUAUGGAAACGAAGUUAAACUAAAGAGUAUGCAAUUGACCAAUAACCUAUUUGAAAUAGAAUGGUUUAUGCUGAGAGAAGAUGUAAAGAAAGAUUUAUUGACAAUUACAAGAUGCGGUACAGUUCCCAUCGAAUUUACGAGCGCUUACAUUUUUCCCAUGAAUCUCGAUUCAUUUGUGGGUUUGCUCAAGAUGUCAUAUUCGACUUAUAAUAUACUUCAGCAAAUGCGAAAUGAAAAUGUCGAAGUUAUAAUGCGAGUAUUAGACUUUACAUUUACAAUUUUAACACUCUGUGGUUGCUGGACACCGGAUUCUUGGAUAUCUUCCUACAGACGUCUCCUGUAUUAUGUUUAUGCAAUUUUCAUAUUUCUAUUAAUAAAUACGUCUACACUAUCGCAAUUCCUGGAUCUAAUACUAAUCGUGGACAAUCCGGACGACUUUACUGACAAUUUCUAUAUGCUUAUUACUAUGAUUGUUUGUUGUUUUAAAAUGUCUAAUUUAUUGGUAAAUCGCGACAGUAUCGCGAUACUAACAGAUAUUCUUACAAAAAAACCAUGUAAACCAGUGGAACCAGAUGAGAUAGAAAUUCGACAGAAAUUUGAUAGACUUAUCGAAGUGAAUACGCUGCAUUAUGCGAUUCUAGUUGAAUUGUCAAGCUUAUACACAGUGAUACAAUCAUUGUUCACGGACUACUGGAAAGGAAAGUUAUUGUUCAGAGCCUGGUUACCGUUCGAUUACACUUCAACAGUACUUUUUCACUUUAUGUACUUUCAUCAGUUGAUAGGCCUACUUGUAGGGGCCCUUCUGCAUGUUGCUUGCGACAGUCUGAUAUGUGGAUUAAUUUUACACAUAUGCUGUCAAAUAGAAAUAUUGAAUUCUCGUAUGAAAAGAGUUAUACAUAAUCCAAAAAUUCUUCGUGAUUACGUCGCUCAACAUAAUCUCAUGAUCAAGUUUGCCUUUAUGGUGAAUGAGAAGUUCAGAUUAAUCAUUACCGUUCAAUUUAUAGUAAGUACAUUGGUAGUGUGUGUUACUUUAUAUCAACUAACUAAGACAAAUGCGAAAGUUCUUGAAUUAGUAUUAUAUAUGUCGUGCAUGCUGACACAAAUCUUUUUGUAUUGUUGGUAUGGGAACGAAGUUAAACUAAAGAGUAUGCAGUUGAUCAAUAACUUAUUUGAAAUAGAAUGGCUUGCAUUGGAGAAAGAUGUAAAGAAAGAUUUAUUGAUAAUUACAAGGUGCGGUAUCCUUCCCAUCGAAUUUACGAGCGCCUAUAUUUUCCCCAUGAAUCUCGAUUCGUUUGUGGGUUUACUCAAGACAUCAUAUUCGACUUAUAAUAUACUUCAGCAAAUGCGAGAUGAAGCGGUCGAAGGAAAAUGA